Messenger RNA from Ilex paraguariensis (yerba mate), 741 nucleotides. NCBI's taxonomy places the organism in Eukaryota, Viridiplantae, Streptophyta, Magnoliopsida, Aquifoliales, Aquifoliaceae. The record is from the annotation of a GenBank genome assembly.
CACAUUACAACAAACAGAUUAAAUAUGGAUGUGCACAGUUGCGUAUGCAUAUGCAAAUCAAAGACACAGACAACCCACCUUCUUCUUCUCCAUAUAUUCUUCCAAGGAAAAAAAAUCCCUUUUUUAUCAUUAAAUUAUGGCCUCAACAGCCAAACUUUCCUACCAAAGACUCAGAAAUGAAGGUGGGUUUGAUGAUGAUGAUUAUGAUUAUAUAGCAGAUAGGGUGAUUGGGAGAGCAAGAAGCUGGGCCAGAUUCAGAAAAGUUCCUCUUCGGAGGAGAUUUAGGGUUAGAAUCCCAAGCUUGAGGAGGUUCUUGAGGAGAAAAGCAAGGGUGGUUGUGGCUGCUUGCAGUAAGGUUGUGAAGAGGUUGAAGGAGGGUCAGUCUCAUUUUGGAGAUCUCUUUGCUGGGAACUAUCUGUUCAUGCAGGUCACUCCUACACCUUUGAAGUGUGUUGACAAGUCUUUAAAGGGUCAUUAUCAUCUUCCAGGCUUGUCUUCUGGGUAUUCUCUUCCAAGGGUUUCUUAUUGAGUAUUUCUUUUACUUGAUCUUCUUUAGAAGAUUUGUAUUGUAAUUUGUACUUUUAUUAAUUUUGGGAUUAUUAUUAUGGACUCAAGGCUUGUCCGAAUUGUAUAAUGACCAUAUAUUAGAUGAAUUUCAUCCAAAAUAAAGCUUGGUGAUUCAGUAAUAUGGUAGAGUUUGCUUAUAAAUGUGUUUAUGGAGUGCUAUAUUCAUUAAUAAGU